AGCAACCACCCAGGAAAGGUGUUGGUCCUGGAUUCGAAGCUCAGACCAGGACAAAUUUUUCGACAACUAAGAGGCUUUUCUUUCUGAGAAGUCUGUACGAAUUUCCUUGUGGCUUUGUGCUACAAACAAGUGGUUGUCUUCUUUGCCUUUCUCAAACCAAUCUUGGACUCACUGUUUGCAGCAUCACUUUUGUACCAUUUGAGAGCGGCCGACGAAAGGAGGAGAUUUUCCUCCUGCUGAAAAAUUUGGAGCUUUUGAACAUAAAAUCUUCAAGUGGAACUGCAUACUUUGUGAAUGAUUUCUUCGGCAAGCACACUUCUGUCACCGUCCGGGAGGUGAUUUAUGGUUUAUUAAGUGCCUAUGACAAGAAGGAAGCACGGAAAUUUAUGAAGAAUGUGUGGCCCAUAAAGCCAAGGCAAGGCGAACAAGAUUUUCGCGAUGCAAUUGUCUCCUGGCUUUCAACACUUAAAGACAAACACCCUGAGGCAGCCUUUCUUCAAGUACGCAACUUGCACAUCCUACUGCCGGCAGGUACACCACGGAACUUGUUGUUCCUGACCGAGCUUUCUGCAUUAGUGCUUGAAAGGAAACUAAAUGAAGAGGUAGACCUGGCGGGUGACGCUGUGCCUCCUACUGCCAUCAAGUCUGCCACAAAGAAAAACACCUGCACUGCCACUGCUUUGCAAGCACAGAUAAUUUCAGAUGAGCAACAGUGCAGGAAGAUUGAAAGCAAAAUAAACGAAUGGAAGUCGUUAUUAAGUGACCUGCUUCAAGAGCUGGGCAUUCCAGCAAAAAAAGAAACGCCUGAUGAUGAUCUGACUGAAAAGCUGCAACUGACUCUUGAUAGCCAAGCCGCAAAGUAUAAAGAGGUAAUGAUGGCAGUCAAUGAAGCUAUAAGAUGGCUUCGAAGACGGGAUUCUGUCGUUCCCACUGAUCUGAUCGGAGACCUGCAAGAGUGUAUAGAGUUCAGCAAGCACUUCUUUAAUGAUGAUGAGCAGAAAGCCCGUGUUAAGAAGCGCUCAAGUUUAUCCCGGGUUUGCACUACAUGGGAAUCUCUGAAUGAUUGCCUAAAAAAAAUUCAUGCAAUGAGACAAGCGCUCGAGGAGAUAGCUGCUGUCUUCCGAACACUCUACCAUCGACCCUGGGAAUCCAAGCAUUCGGAUGACGAGAUACCUGAUGAGUCGUUUGACAGUAUAACAAAGGGCUUGGUACGCCGCUUUAUCCCUGAGGAUCCAGAGGAGCGACUUUAAUCAGUAGGCAUCAUUCUGUGUAAGCUGUUUGAU
This is a messenger RNA of Rhipicephalus microplus (southern cattle tick), 1283 nucleotides long. It is a transcript of the gene dgt6, whose product is annotated as dim gamma-tubulin 6. NCBI's taxonomy places the organism in Eukaryota, Metazoa, Arthropoda, Arachnida, Ixodida, Ixodidae. The record is from RefSeq and is a predicted model, not a curated record.